GAACGGGCGCUCGCCGGAAGUGAGGUGGCCUUUCUCGAGAGCAAGCGAAAAAUAAACACGUAACCGUCAGGCGGCCGCGACUACGAGACAUCGGCAGCGACGCGAUCGCUUUAGAUGGAAGGAUAGACGCGAGACGCGGUCAUUAGAUGCGAAACUCACCACGGGCCGUUUCUCUGAAGAAAUACCGGAUUCCUGCGGCUGAAGUGAAAGAUGGUGCGAGCCGCUCUUGUGACAGCCACCAGUCUGGUGCUGACGGGAGCAGUGGUCGCUCAUGCCUACUUCCUCAAGCACCAGUUCUACCCGACUGUGGUAUACCUCACUAAAAGCAGCCCUAGCAUGGCGGUUUUAUACAUCCAGGCUUUCGUCUUGGUUUUCCUUUUGGGGAAAUUAAUGCGCAAGGUGUUUUUCGGGCAACUGAGAGCUGCCGAAAUGGAGCAUCUGAUUGAACGCUCCUGGUAUGCGGUGACCGAGACCUGUUUAGCCUUUACAGUCUUCAGGGAUGAUUUCUCUCCUCGUUUUGUGGCCCUUUUCACUUUGCUGCUUUUCCUCAAGUGCUUCCACUGGCUGGCUGAAGACAGGGUGGACUUUAUGGAAAGGAGUCCAAAUAUCUCCUGGGUCUUCCACUUCAGAGUUCUCUCUCUAAUGGUGUUGCUGGGAGUGUUAGACUUCCUGUUUGUCAAUCACGCGUGUCACAGCAUCAUAACCAGAGGAGCUUCAGUCCAGCUGGUUUUUGGAUUUGAGUAUGCGAUUCUGAUGACUAUGGUCCUGACCACCUUCAUCAAGUACACCUUACACACAAUUGAUCUGCAGAGUGAGAACCCGUGGGACAAUAAGGCCGUCUACAUGCUGUACACAGAGCUCUUCACAGGUUUCAUCAAGGUGCUUUUGUAUAUGGCGUUCAUGACCAUAAUGAUCAAAGUGCACACCUUCCCUCUGUUUGCCAUCCGACCCAUGUAUCUCGCAAUGAGGCAAUUCAAGAAGGCAGUGACAGACGCCAUCAUGUCUCGACGAGCCAUUCGUAACAUGAAUACUCUCUACCCAGAUGCCACCCCUGAAGACUUGCAAGCCACAGACAACGUGUGCAUCAUCUGCAGAGAGGAGAUGGUGACUGGAGCCAAGAAGCUGCCUUGCAACCACAUCUUUCACUCGAGUUGCCUUCGCUCAUGGUUUCAAAGACAGCAGACGUGUCCGACCUGUCGUAUGGAUGUCCUCCGAGCGUCCCAGCCAAACCAGACUCCUGCCCCAGCUCCUGCGCAGGCACCCGCCCCUGCUGCCCCUGCUAAUGCCCCCAUACCUCCACCCGUCAAUGUCGCUCCAGGUAUGAUGCCUCAGUUUCCCCCGGGUCUGUUUCCCUUUUGGGGUCCCUUCCCAGGCGCGCCUCCUCCUGCUGCUCCGGGUGCGCAGGCGGCUCCUGACGCUCCGCAGACCAGCACCGCUGCGACACAGGCCCAGGGAGCAGAGUCCGGAGCCAGCAGCUCGACCCAGCCAAACGCAGACGGGGCCUCUGCUGCUCCCGGAGCAAUGCCGGGAUUCCCUUUCUCCAUGCCUCCACCUUUCCCAUCAGCUCCAUGGCUGCCAAUGCCUCCCCCUCCACCCUUCAUGUCCUCCAUGCCGCCGCCGCCAUCGACUCUGUCCACGAUGUCCGAGGCCGAGCUCAGAGAGCUGGAGCAGGAGGGCAGGCGAGGUCUGGAAGCCAGGCUGCAGUGCCUUCACAACAUCCACACGCUGCUGGACGCCGCCAUGCUCAACAUCCACCACUACCUCAGCACGGUGGCGACGUUAAGCCCUCCAAGAUCAGAAAGCAACGCUGGCGAGGCGAGUACAUCGGUGAACGCGGAGUCCUCUUCCUCCGCGGGCAACACGGAAACUCCCAGUCAGGAGAACGAGGCUCAGAGCGAUGGAUCCGUAAAUGGAGCCACGGGCUUCUCUCCACCAGACUCGACCACAGCGGCGGACAAAGACAGGAAGGAAGGAGAUGAAGACGAGGACGACGGUGAGCCCAAUGCCGCCGAGUUGAGACGACGUCGCCUGCGUAAACUGGAGACCGCUCUGGAGAACGCUCCUGACCACUGAUGACGUGAACUGACUUCUGACGGUAGAAAUGCUUCUUACGGACUCCUGGGCACUUGGCGCGUCGAUGUCAGAUGAUCUGAGGAAAACUGAUGAGUUCUUAGGUGUUCAUUUAAAACGAGGCACAUCAAGGCUCUUCCCGCUGUAUGGAGGAUUUGUGAGAGGAAGAUAUCGGCGGAAGACAGAAAGGAUAAAAAGCUCCUUGAAAGACUGCCGUGACGUCGGACUCGAGUUCCGGUGAGACUCUCCUCUCUGAAUGUGAUUCGUCUCUCACGGGAACGCGGUCUGUUGAUUUUCUUGUGUGCCCUUAAAACUCAUGUUUUCCCAUUCUUCGUGUAUUUUCGUUAUUUCUAGUGCUACAUCGUAGAUUUUUUUUUUUUUCCUGGAUCAACGUUGGUUAUAGUUAAAAGAUAUCCAUGAACCAAAUAUCUAAAUUAACUCGCUGUACAUAAUGUAUAAAGUGUUUUAAUAGGAGGAUCUGUAAAUACUGCACAAUAAAUUGUUCAAACCAGA
Molecule: messenger RNA, 2583 nt
Organism: Puntigrus tetrazona (Sumatra barb)
Lineage: Eukaryota; Metazoa; Chordata; Actinopteri; Cypriniformes; Cyprinidae
Gene: syvn1
Product: synovial apoptosis inhibitor 1, synoviolin
Exons: 16
Coding region: 211-2073 (620 amino acids)
Cellular component (GO): cytoplasm
Source: RefSeq, a predicted model, not a curated record